Messenger RNA from Dioszegia hungarica, 2019 nucleotides. Its product is annotated as amidase signature enzyme. Bases 1 to 2019 code for a protein of 672 amino acids. NCBI's taxonomy places the organism in Eukaryota, Fungi, Basidiomycota, Tremellomycetes, Tremellales, Bulleribasidiaceae. The transcript has 7 exons. The record is from RefSeq and is a predicted model, not a curated record.
AUGCUAGCCUCGCUCUUCGCCCUCCUCCCCCUCCUUCCCCUCAUCUCGGCCCUCCAGCUCGCCGGGAACGAAAACUACGCUCGAGACUCUCGGCGCCUGCUCCGACCCUCCCUAGAGCGCCGAUCCAGCUAUGUCCCCGCCUUCCAGCCCGAGUCGGUCUCAUUCACCCUCGGACCGAAAGAAUUCAUCUCGCCCAUCGGCGGAGAGUUCAAGUCGUAUACACUCGACCCGGAUUUCGGGCUGGACGAGUAUGCGGGAAAGAGCAUGCUGGUAACUGUCAUCCCGGUAGAGGGGAACGUCACGUGUGAUGCGCUCGGGAAGAUGGUGGACGAGUAUACUAAGAAGGAUGAUGUGUGGGACAAGGGGUUCAUGCAAGCCAUCGUCCUUACCUCAAGCGGAGCCUAUCAUGUCAACUCGGAGGUUGCAGGCUGUGUCAAGAGCUGGGGUGGAUCCCUCAUCGUCAAAGCUGGCGCAGCUACAUCAUCAGUAUCUGACAUCGGCCUCGCGCAUGUGACCGGAGACUCGGUCCCUCCAGGUCCAUACUUUGCUAAGAUCACCUCCUCGCUCCGCCUCACCCAGGUCUACCGCUCUUUCAAGGAUGAGCAACAGGCGUUCACCGCGGCUACCGUCCCUACCACCAACUUGACCUUUGUCGACCUCUCGACACCGCUUGCCGGUCUCAACACGAUCUCCAUCCCCGUCCCUUCCCGCUUGUACACGGCAUACAUGGCGAAUCCUCGGCCUCUCGAGGGGCGACGCGUGGCGGUCAAGGAUCUGUUUGACAUGGCUGGUAUGCGGACUGGCGGAGGAAGUAGGGCGUACUGGAACACCUAUCCCGAGAGGCAGAAGACCGCUGUGGCAAUCCAGCGCUUGAUCGAUCAGGGUGCGGUCAUCGUCGGCCGAACCAAGUCAUCCCAAUUCGCCAACGGAGAAUCCGCAACGGCGGACUGGGUCGACCAGAUGUGCCCCUUCAACCCGCGCGGAGACGGCUACCAGCAACCCUCGUCCUCCUCUUCUGGGUCUGGCGCUUCCAUUGCCGCCUACGACUGGCUCGACAACACUAUCGGAUCGGAUACCGGGGGUUCCAUCACUGGUCCCGCUGGCGUACAAGGUGUAUACGGUAUGCGGCCAACUUGGGGCGCCAUCUCGCUCGAGGGUGCGAUCCCGCUCCAGGCCACCCAGGAUACCGCCGGCGCGUUCGAUCGCAGCGCAGUGAAGGGAGCGGCAUUCGUCAAGGGAUGGUACGGGGACAAGUUCAAGACCUACCCCAGCAUGCCAUCUACCUUGAUCUUCCCCAACUCAUCUUGGACCUUCCCUGCCAACAGCUCCACCGGCGCCAUCUUCUCCAGCUUCCGCACCGCCCUCACCGCCUACGCCAAGCCCACCUCAAUCGAGACCCAAGAUUUCGAGGGCUACUGGAACACCUCGGGCCGGUUCCAGACCUACUCGUCCAACUCGUCCACUUACCUCAACGCCGUCUACGGUACCCUUAUCACCUACUUCCAGUGGACCAACUUUGGCGUGCCCUGGAUCGCCGACUACCAAGCCCAGAACGAGGGGAGGGUACCCUUCAUCUCGCCCAGCCCGCUCGUCCGCUGGAACUAUGGAAGGGACAACGUGACGCAGGCGAGCUUUGACGCGGCGCUGGGCAAGAAGCAGGUGUAUCAGGACUUUAUCAAGUCGGCGGUGCUUCAGCCGGAUGCGCAGCGGUGCUCGAGGGCGAUCUACCUCGCGCCCAACUCGCUCGGGACGCCAUCUUACCGAAACGCAUAUCGCACAGCGACCACAGUCCCUCUAUCCGGCGUCUACACCUCACAGUUUGCGGGUAUUCCCCAGCUCAUUGUCCCUCUCGGCCAGGUCCCGUACACCUCUACCAUCACCAACAAGACCGAGUACCUGCCUGUCACCGUCAGCAUGUUUGCUGCCGCGGGGUGUGACUAUGUGCUGUGGGACAUAGCUGCUGCAUUGGAGUCUUCUGGCGCAAUCAAGGCUGUCAAAGCGGGACGGGUCGGAUACUAG